Messenger RNA from Elaeis guineensis (African oil palm), 1145 nucleotides. RefSeq names its product ras-related protein RIC1. The record is from RefSeq and is a predicted model, not a curated record. NCBI's taxonomy places the organism in Eukaryota, Viridiplantae, Streptophyta, Magnoliopsida, Arecales, Arecaceae. Gene Ontology annotation, molecular function: GTPase activity; GTP binding.
CUCUCUCAAUUGGAACCGCUGACUCCACCACGACUCCCUGGUCAUCGUGCUCGGCGGCAAAACAUCGAUCCGACUGACCGAAACCGUGUCUCCUUUUCCGCUAUAAAUACCCUUCAACCUCUUUGUCCCCUUUCGCUAUUCCAUUCUGGAAGGGGGACGUGUCUGCUUUUGGGCUCAAUUCCUUUCCCUUCGGUCUCCAGUAGAGGUUUUCUAGGGUUCGACGGGUUCCAGCUCCUUCGCCAUGAAUCCCGAAUAUGACUAUCUUUUCAAGCUUCUGCUUAUUGGAGAUUCAGGGGUUGGAAAGUCAUGCCUUCUAUUAAGAUUUGCGGAUGAUUCAUAUUUAGAGAGUUACAUCAGUACUAUUGGUGUUGAUUUUAAAAUUCGCACAGUGGAGCAGGAUGGGAAAACCAUAAAACUUCAAAUCUGGGAUACGGCCGGACAGGAGCGCUUCAGGACAAUCACAAGCAGCUAUUACCGUGGUGCGCAUGGCAUCAUUGUUGUGUAUGAUGUAACUGACCAAGAAAGUUUUAAUAAUGUAAAGCAAUGGCUGAAUGAGAUAGAUAGAUAUGCAAGUGACAAUGUGAACAAGCUUUUGGUUGGAAACAAAUGUGAUCUGGCUGCUAAUAGAGUGGUUUCCUAUGAAACUGGGAAGGCAUUUGCUGAUGAGAUUGGGAUACCAUUCUUGGAGACCAGUGCCAAGGAUGCUACCAAUGUAGAGAAGGCAUUUAUGACCAUGGCAGCAGAGAUAAAGAAUCGGAUGGCAAGCCAACCAGCCAUGAAUGCCAGCAGACCUGCUACCGUACAAAUGCGAGGUCAGCCUGUCACCCAGAAGAGCAGCUGUUGCUCUUAGAUUUAACUUCUUCCUUCUCAAAGGUAAAUGUUUGCCUUGAUGAACGUCUAUGAAGUUGCAGGUUUGGAGUGGCAAACGUUGUUGGUUAUUGGUUGCAUACUUCAUGUGUAAAUAAUGAUGAAAACUUUUAGAGACCAUGCAUGGUUUGAACGGGUGUGAACAGACACAUUUACUAUGUUCAUUUAAAACAAAAGCUCUGUCUGCAAAGUGGCGAAAUGCUCCUAGGUUCUUGAAAAUGAUCAUAUGCUUCAUUAUAUGAUGUAAAUGACCGCGUGCUGACAUGGUCUUAAGCAUG